This is a messenger RNA of Myxocyprinus asiaticus (Chinese sucker), 6551 nucleotides long. RefSeq lists its product as uncharacterized. The coding region runs from base 5729 to 6424 and encodes 231 amino acids. The transcript is spliced from 5 exons. NCBI's taxonomy places the organism in Eukaryota, Metazoa, Chordata, Actinopteri, Cypriniformes, Catostomidae. The record is from RefSeq and is a predicted model, not a curated record.
GUUAUUUAUUUAUUUAUUUAUUUAUUUUUUAUUGCAAUUAAUAUUUUUUAUUGAUUCAACCAUUAUAUAUAAAUAGCAGAACACACAUAUACAGAAUCAAUAUCCAACCCCCACUACAACACCCCCCCACCCAAGACCCCCAACAACACCCCAGUGGUCACACAACCAUAGACACACAACAAAAAUAAAUAAAUAAAUUAAUUAAUUAAAAAAAUAAAAUAAAUAAACAAUCACACACAUAAAAUCCCUACACCUCUCUCUCCACUGUCCCUCCCCGAGAGCCUUCCAAAAAAGACAGAUAUCUGCCCCACUUCUUUACAAACAUGUCCAGACUCCCCAGUCUUCUGGAUACCCCCUCCUCAAGAGCUGCCACUCUGGCCAUCUCUGAACACCACUCCUGAAACGGGGGCGCUCCAGCCGACUUCCUACUCCUCAAAGUGAUCUGUCUGGCGAUCAUAACACUAGUUAGGACCCAGUUUUUCAUGUGCUUAUUCUCCAAAUUAAUGACUGCCCCAUCUCCCAAGAUACAGAGUCUGGGGCAAAAUAAAAUUUGAGAGGCCAAAACCUCGCACAUAAAACUCUGAAUCCUCAUCCAAAAUUCUUGCAUUUUAACACAUCCCCAAAAGACAUGGGUUGUGUCUCCAUCUUCCGAUUGACAUCGCCAGCAGGUGGGUGUGUCUUUAAGACCAAGCCUAUACAAUCUAGAGGGGGUCCAAUAGACUCUAUGUAAAAUCUUAAAUUGCAUGAGGCAAACCCUUGCGUCUCUAGAUGGAGAUUUGACGUUUUUUAGAAUCCUAGCCCACUCUCCCUCCUCCAAUACCAAAUUUAGAUCUUUCUCCCAUAAUCUCUUAAGAGAAGUCGAAGUUCCAUCCCCCAGACUCUGAAUUAGCAGGGAGUAAUACACCGAUGCCUCAUGACCUUUUCCAAAAGCAGUAAUCACCACUCCCAGAGUCAAAAUCACCACUCCCAAAAACAGUACAGAGCAGGUGGCGCAGCUGUAAAUACUUAUAGAAUUGAGAUCUAGGAAUCCCAAAAAGUUUAACCAAAUUUUGAAUGGAGUGUUGAGAUCCUUUCUCAUACAGGAGUGUAGUAACCCCCCUCCCAAUCCACUCUGACCAGCAAAAAGGGGACUUGUUGAUGCAUAAUUUGGGGUUCAGCCAAAUGCUCGAGGCAACAUUUAAACAAAAUUUAAGAAUUAAACAGUCUGGACACUUUUGUGCAUACCGGGUUCAAGUGCGAGAUAACGGGAUGUAACUUAGCUUCUCCGAUUAAUUUGAUAGAAAGGCUCUGAAGUAGUGAAAUAGGGGCAAGAACUUCCUGUUCUAUACAGAACUUGAGAGGGGCUCUCUCAGGUGGAAGCGACCAAUGAGCCAGAUGUCUGAGACCGAAAUGCAUAAUAAUAAAAUAAAAUCUUGGGUAGGCCUAGCCCACCUUUGUCAAUCGGCCUAUGUAACUUAUUGAAAUGUAAUUUGGGACGCUUACCAUUCCAAAUGAAAGACUUUGCUAUGCUAUCAAAUUGCUUGAAAUAAGAGAGGGGGACAUCCACAGGGAGAGACUGCAGUAAGUAAUUUAAUUUUGGAAUACAACUCACCUUCCCAAUCAUAGAUAAAUGUAAUGAAGCCCACCUGCCCACAUCGCUCGAAAACCGUUUUAUUAAGGGGUCAAAAUUAACUCUAACUAAAUCACACAAAUUUGCUGGAAAUAAAAUACCCAAAUACUUAAUGCCCUGUUUGGGCCACUGGAAAGCACCCGGCUGGAAAGCCGUUUCUGGGCAGUGUGCUGUCAGAGCCAAAGCUUCGGAUUUAGACCAGUUGACUCAAUAUCCUGAAAACUUAGAAAAGGAAUUAAUAAUUCUGUGGAGACAAGGCAAAGAUCUACUGGGGUCAGAGACAAAUAAUAAAAUAUCAUGUGCGUAAAGCAAGAGUUUAUGCGCCAUACCUACCGCCACCACCCUUGGAAAAUCAUCCUCCUUUCUUAUCGUGGUUGCUAAUGGUUCCAGGACAAGACAGAACAAUAAUGGGGAAAGAGGGCAACCCUGCCGGGUGCCCCUAUCCAGAGUAAAAUAAUCUGAAAUUAAUCCAAUUGUUUGUACCGCCGCUACAGGGUGUCUAUAAAGUAACUUAAUCCAUCCAAUAAAUGUACUCCCGAACCCGUAUAUUUCCAAAACCUUAAAAAGAUAAUCCCAUUCUAUCAUAUCAAAUGCCUUUUCGGCAUCAAGUGAGAUGGCAGUCACCGGAGACUGUUCAUUCGCUACUGACCACAUGAUAUUGAUGAGAUGCCUAAUGUUAUCAGAAGAGCUACGGCCUCGAAUAAACCCCACCUGAUCUAUAUGUAUAAGAGAUGUCAUAACUUUACUUAAUCGAUUAGCCAGAAUUAUUGACAACAUUUUUACAUCUAACUAGAUCAGGGAAAUUGGACGGUAACUUUUACACUCGCUUGGAUCUUUGUCCUUUUUAAGAAUCAGACUGAUCCGGGCUUGUGUCAUGGUUGGAGGAAGCUUUCCAUUCUUUAAUGAUUCAGUAUAAACUUCUAGCAGAAGUGGAGCCAGUUCUGUAGCAUAAGAUUUGAAAAACUCAGCGGCAAAGCCGUCAGGCCCCGGAGUCUUGCCUGUAGGUAAGGCCUUAAUAACCUCGCCAAGCUCCUCCAAGGUUAUCUCAGAAUCAAGAUCAUUUCUCAUUCGUCAGUUUAGGGAGUUCUAAUGGUUUCACAAAGUUCAAGAACUAUAGACGUGGAACUAUAGAGAUCAAAGUAGAAUUCUUUAAAAGCAUUAUUAAUAUCAAUGGCUGAGGUAAAUAUUCACCACCAGCAGAUUUCACUGAGGGAAUGGUAGAUAAAGACUCUCUCUGGUUUAUAUAUCUAGCCAAAAGUUUUCCUGCUUUGUCCCCCGACUCAAAGUAUGACUGUCUUGCCCUGAAUAGCCAAAACUCCACUUUCAGCGACAAAAUAGUAUUAUAUAUGUAUUUCAAUCGAGUCAAUUCUCUGAGGCCAUCAGAUGACAAACGGCACUUCAGCUCUGCUUCUGCAUUUUUAAUAUUUCCUUCCAACUCCACAAGUUCUCAUGCUUUGGAUUUUUUGGUGAAUGAGGCAUACUGUAUGAUCCAGCCCCUAAGAACUGCCUUAAGUGCCUCCCAAGCCACGCCCACAGUGGAUACUGUGGACCAGUUGGUCUCCAUAUAAACACUGAUUUCAGUCUUUAACAUUUGUUGGAAUUCAGGAUUUUGCAAAAGGGACACAUUAAGGCGCCAACUACAUGAUUUCUUUUUCUCCGUAUGUGGCACCAAUUCUAAACUCACCAGGGCAUGAUCUGAGACUAAGAUAUUUCCAAUUGAGCAAUCAACAACAGAUGAAAUGAGGGACUUGGAUAUCAAAAAAAAAAAAAAAAAAAAUCUAUUCUGGAAUAAAUCUUAUGGACUGAUGAAAAAAAUGUAUAAUCCCUACCAGAUGGGUUUAAAAGUCUCCAAAUAUCUGUAAGACCAAGAUUUUUACACAUCCUGUGAAGCAUCAAUGUUGCUCUAGGGGGCUUUCACACUUUUGCUUCACUAUGAUCAAGGACUGAAUCCAUCAAAAGAUUAAAGUCUCCUGUUUUGACGUAAUCAUUCCAGUGUCCCGUAAACGGAACAAGCUCCAGCCGCUAGGCAGAGCCAACACAAAAAGAAACAAAACCGACAUCCCGGUUCCCCGGAUGGUCAAGUCAAUUCACGCGGAGGCCGCAUAAAAGUAUAUAGCAUGACUUACUCAAUCCGUCAACUUUAUAAAAGACAUCCUUUGUGUGAGCAUGUAGAUAUUUUGCGGUCAUCCGUAGUGUCCACUCUCAAACUGGCCGGGAACUUCCAUGCAAAUGUAAUCUUUCGUCAAUGCAAAAACUUCUUUAAGGAAAGUGUUAUACACAAAACAAACUCCAGCCACUAGGCGGAACUUCCUCAAAAGCCAGAAUAAGUACAGCGAGUUGACCCACUCACAUGAGAAAUAUCCAAUGGUUUACUCACCCAUUGAUUCUAUAAAAGACAUUGCCUGUUUGGGACAUGUAAAUACUUUGUGACCGUCCUUCGUUUCUAUUCUCAGUUUGGCCGGGAACAUCAAUGCAAAAGUGAUCUUACGCUGAUGCAAGAGUUUCUUGCAUUCCAUGAACCAAUCACGUUUCUCUCUUGUCGAACUUGCAAAGUUCGGGAACAAGAAAAUAUUAUGAUUCCUCCAAGAAAAUUUUCCUUUGCUCCUCGCCUGGCGCAACAUGAGAUCUUUAUCGGAUGACCUCAGAAAUUUGGCCAGGAUUGAUCGGGGCCUGUCUCCCUCAGCAGAUCUCUGAGCAGGGACUCUGUGAGCUCGCUCGAUUUCCAGCUUGUGGCCUGUUAUGUCGAGCAGACUCGGCAAGAGCUCAUCUAGGAAUUUCAUCAUAUCUCUGCCCUCCUCAUGCUCAGGAAUUCCAACAAUUCUGACAUUAUUCCUGCGGCUUCUAUUCUCAAGAUCUUCAAGCUUUUCAAGAAUACGUUCCAGAUCAACUUUGGUCGCGGGCAGAUUAGCGGUUAAUUCCCUCUCCGAAGACUCAAAAUAAUCGAUUUGUUUCUCAGCAUCUGACACUCUUGUAACUAACUUGAUCGACGUAUUACAGCGAGAUCCUCCAAGUCAGCAAGAACCUUCGUUGUCAUCGCCGAUAUGUUGGACAACUGACGCUGGAUCUCUUCUCCACCCGCGCCAUCCAAAUCGAGUCUUCGGUCUGUAGGCCUGUCGGGCUUUCAUCCUGAACAUGUAAGUGUCUUUUAAUGUCUCCAGAGCCUGAUGAUUUUGACUUCUUUGCCAUGUUUUACCUCAAAGAGCAAAUGUGUAACUGGGUGUAUCGAAUUUCACCAGAUUAUAGUGACAAUAAUAAAAAAUUUUGCAAAGUGCACAGAGCUCGUCGUUCACAUGUCUGCUUCUUGCAUGGCAUCACGUGACCUCCCAGAGUCUCUAGUUUGAGAAAUGGACGCCUCACACAUCUUCAGCUGACAGCUUCAUUGAAUUCUACCUGCUCAACACCAGUUUCAUGUACAACAGUAAAGAGAAGACUCAGGGGUGCAGGCCUUAUGGGAAGAAUUGCAGAGAAAAAGCCACUUUUGAAACAGAAAAACAAAAAGGAAAUGUUAGAGUGGGCAAAGAAACACAGACAUUGGACAACAGAUAAUUGGAAAAGAGUGUUAUGGAUCUUAAUCCCAUUGACCUUUUGUGGGAUCAGCUAGACUGUAAGGUGCGUGAGAAGUGCCCGACAAGACAGCCACAUCUAUGGCAAGUGCUACAGGAAGUGUGGGGUGAAAUGCCACCUGAGUAUCUGGACAAAAUGACAGCUAGAACGCCAAGGAUCUGCAAAGCUGUCAUUGCUGCACGUGGAGGAUUUUUUGAUGAGAAUUCUUUGCAGUAGUUUAAGAAGUUCUGAUCAUUUUUAAUAGUAAUAUUUCACGUUAUUAAUGUCCUGACUAUAGAUAAUCCUGCAAAAGCGAUGAUUUAAACAACUUUACAGUUCAAAUAAUGUGUUAAGAUUAAAGUGUUUUUAUAAAAUUAUAAGCUUCACAUUUCUGCCUUUUAAACACUCCAAAAUUAUACUACAGAAACCAUGUAGUAAACCAUACUUACCACAGAAUUUACCAUGGUGUUACUUCAGUAACUAGUUCAACUAUUAUAUGUUGAAAAACCUCAACCAAAGAAAAAUUUACCAUGGUUGUUUCUACAGUAACCAUAUUUUAACCAUAUUAAUGACUCAAUGUUCCAUUUUCAAGACCCGGAUUCAAUCAACAUGGACUUGCUUUCAUCGAGACCCAGGUUUCUUGGUGAAUGUCCAGAUCCACCGAGAUAUUCGUGUCAUAUCCCACCAUAUGACGAUGUGAUAAGUUGUUACAAACCAGAAUAUGACAACAUGAGGUCUGAAGUUUAUUCCCCGACAACAUCACAUCUGUCUUUUAAGAGUGAUGAUUCAAUGUUUCGUCCCAUAAACUUCAGGAAUGAUCGGCUAAAGUCACCAUCCCCGACACAAUCAGUGCUGUCUGAUAAGAGUGAUGAUUCAAUGUCUCGUCCCAUAUACUUCAGGAACAACCGACCAUUAUUAACCGCCAAAAUAGCACCCUUGAGAUGCCGCGGAUCAGAUUACUCUGAAGAGAGAGACAAUUCAAGGUCUCGUCCCAUAAACACCCAGCAAGAGCUUCAGGGGAAGGGUCAAAGUGCAAAGGAGAGUGCUUUCCUGCCAUCUGAUAUUCUCCUGUGUAUUUCCGGUGUCAUUGGCAUAGUACUGUUGAUUUACGGCAUAGUUUUGCUGCUUUACAGUAUUGUACUGUUUCUUUUUAGUGUUGUUGUUGGUAUUCUCGGCAUUGCUUCAGUGCUCAUUCUGGUAUAUGGCAUCAUAAACAAGCAUGAGGGGUUAAAGGAAGAAGUGAUGAAAGCAAUCAAUGCCUUGAAAACCUAAGGUUUGUUCUAACCAGUUGUGUAAAGUGACAAACAACAGAUCAUUUUGUUGAUCGUUUGCACCAGUGUUUGAAGACUUUCAUAUCCAACUGUCAUUCAUUUCAAAUAAAUCAAUCUUUAUAAUGAUA